AUGCUCCCUAAUUUCGUCGCGGCGCGAUGCAAUCGCAGGAUCGUAUUGGUGUUCGCGAUCCUUGCAACGCCCUUGGUUUUGCUCUCAACUAUUUUCACACUUCAGGACGACGCAUAUGGGCGGCGCGCGGCGAAUAUCGUGCAUCAGGCCGUGGACGCGGUGGAGCAGGCCACCAAACCGUACAGAGUUACGCCUGGCACCACGGACACGACCACGACCACGGCGUCAGAACCUAUCGUAUUGUCAGAUUUGGACGAAUAUUGCAGGACGUUUCCAGACCCGGGCAACAUCGCCGUCAUCUUGAAAACUGGCGCUACCGAAAUUCACGAAAAAGUUCCCAUGCAGCUGGCCACCUCAUUACGAUGUGUGAAAUGGCCAAUCAUCCUGUCUGAUCUCGAACAGCAUUUGGGCAAUAUGAAAGUUCACGAUGUGUUGUCGAAUGUUUCGGAAGAAGCGAUGAAAAAUAACACGGAUUUCAAUAUAUAUCGACUGCAACGCGAAUAUCUUGCGAAUGGACGAGAAAACGAGUUGUCAACGUUACGCGAUCUACCGGGUAACUCGACAGAUUGGCAUACGGAGGGCAAAAGCGCGGCGUGGGAGUUGGAUAAAUACAAAUUCUUGCGUACGUUGUGAUAAGGUUGUUCGGAGAGCUCUGCUAACAUUCUGAGCACAGACAUGAUCGAAAGCAGUUGGGAGCUUGCGCCUAAGAAGGAUUGGUACGUUUUUGUCGAGGCAGAUACCUAUCUUAGCUGGCCGAAUUUGCUAUACUGGCUCUCCACUUUGGACCAUGAGAAGCCUCUGUACUUUGGAAACGGGAUACGAAUGUGGGAGUACAAAGCCACUGAGCUUCUGUUCGGUCAUGGAGGCUCUGGAAUCCUUCUCUCUGGAGCGACGGUUGCGGAAUUUGCUGCUACGAAUCGAGACAUCGCUCGCAAAUGGGACGAGAGAAUCCGCGAGAUGUGGUUCGGUGAUUUUGUCCUUGCUGCUGCUCUUUACGAAGAGCUAGACAUCAGGAUUACCAAGGCUCAGCCGUCGAUGACAGGCAACGAGCCCGAAACCCAAGCAUUCCUCCCAGAGAUGUGGUGUCAACCAGUCAUUACGGUAAUCAGAGCAACGUGCCCGAUAUUGAAGCAUGCAUUGACAGGAUACUAGGUGCACCAUAUUGCUAACCAGCCCAUGAACGCCAUUUGGCAAUACGAAAAACAACACAACGAUUCUGGUUUGCGCUGGAAGGACGUCUAUCAUGUGUCUUUUCCUCAAGGCAUGCCUAACCACCGAAACGAUUGGGAUAACAUCGCGGGCGACGAGGCUUAUGCUCUUGAUUUCUCUCCCGCACAGGGUGAAAACCAGUCAUACGAGUCUUGCGAACUGGCAUGCUCGCACAAUCCCAAGUGCAUGCAGUUCAUGUACACAGAAAGUUGGACGAAGAAGGAAGAGGGGCCCGAGGUGGAGAAGAAGUGCCACCAUAGCCUUGCCAUCAUUUUAGGAAAUCAGAGGCUACCUAGAAUCGGUGCAGACGGACCAGACUCGUUGCAGACGUGGUCGAGUGGGUGGAUGAAAGAUCGAAUAGCAAAAUGGGUUGAAGACCAUCGAGAUUGUGUAUUGAGCGACAGCAACUGGCCUACAUAG
Messenger RNA from Lecanosticta acicola, 1629 nucleotides. NCBI's taxonomy places the organism in Eukaryota, Fungi, Ascomycota, Dothideomycetes, Mycosphaerellales, Mycosphaerellaceae. The record is from the annotation of a GenBank genome assembly.